UUUUGUAGAGGGUUUCUGUAUUUGCACAGUGACACAGACUUCUACCUUUGGAAUCCGUCCACCGGUGCCCACAAACAAAUACCCGCCCAUCCUAUAACACCUAUGAUCAAACUUCUGACUCGUUUGGAACUUCUGUCUGGUUUUGCAUAUGAUCACUCUACUGAUGAUUACUUGAUAGUUUCGGUGUUCUGCGAAGAUAAUGAUCUUGCAAUUAAAUUGAUGAUUUUCUCAUUGAGAGAUAAUAAGUGGAAACCAAUUGAGGUUGCUUCUCAUUUGCCUUAUAUGAUGACUCGUGUAUGGUACUGUUUCCGUAAAUGUGGGUUGUUCUUGAAUGGUUCUAUUCAUUGGAUAGUUCAUAAUUAUGAGACCUCAAAGAAUGUUAUUAUUGCCUUUGAUAUAAAGGAAAUGACGAUAUCAGAGAUAGCUCUGCCAGAUGAUUUUAUUCUCAGUUAUAGUAAUAAUUAUCCUAUAUAUUAUGAUUUGUUAGAAGUUGGAGGACUUAUCAGUGCAUGGGUGAAUGACCUGAAUACAGUGAAGAUAUGGGUGAUGCAAAAAUAUGGAGUUCACUCAUCUUGGACUAAGAUUAUUCAAUUUUCUGUUGAUCCUGUUUUGCACAAUGAUUUAUACAUAGCAUGCUUAACAAAGUGUGGUGAUAUAGUAGGAAGAAAUAGAGAAAGUGGAUUGGUGAAGUUUAAUGACAAAGGAAAGCUGCUAGAAAAACACCUCUGUCAUAUGGAAGAAAAGGAUGGCAAAGAAUGUCAUAAGCGAAAGAAGAGCAAAAAGAAUCAGGAAGGACCAAGUUCCAUUGCCAAAGAAAGAAUAAUUUUAAAUGUUGAUUUGAAAUACAAGCAUGAUGAUAGUUUUGUUGUAAUGCAAAAAGAAAAAAGCUGGACUAAGGUGGUUACAAACCCACCAACAAUGGGCACGCAAGUUCUUCAAAUUCCUGUUGAGGUCAUAACUGGUUGUGUAUUGGAAGGCAAGACUACCAUUGGACUGUAUGACACGGGCAAACGCAAGGCCUACAAUUGUGUCCUGAAGAAGAGAGAGGAUAAGAAUGAAAUGUUUCUUUGCAGGGGCUGGUAUGAGUAUGGGAAAAGCAGGAAGUUCAAGAAAGGUGAUGUUCUAAAUUUCACCAUUAGGUACCCACCUGCUGAAGAAAUUUUGGUGUGUGUUGUUCGUGGCAAAUAG
Messenger RNA from Vicia villosa (hairy vetch), 1188 nucleotides. Its product is annotated as F-box protein CPR1-like. The annotation marks the transcript as partial. Gene Ontology annotation, molecular function: DNA binding. The record is from RefSeq and is a predicted model, not a curated record. The transcript has 4 exons. Lineage: Eukaryota; Viridiplantae; Streptophyta; Magnoliopsida; Fabales; Fabaceae.